Molecule: messenger RNA, 1185 nt
Organism: Laccaria bicolor S238N-H82
Lineage: Eukaryota; Fungi; Basidiomycota; Agaricomycetes; Agaricales; Hydnangiaceae
Exons: 5
Coding region: 1-1185 (394 amino acids)
Biological process (GO): mitochondrial respiratory chain complex IV assembly; protein insertion into mitochondrial inner membrane from matrix
Cellular component (GO): mitochondrial inner membrane
Molecular function (GO): membrane insertase activity
Source: RefSeq, a predicted model, not a curated record
AUGGCGUUCGCCAGCAGGGUUGGGCUAAGUCUACAAAAUGCGGCGUCGCAUGGCUUGUCAAUGAGAAGGGCAUCUGGAGCUGCAAGAUGCUUUUCUUCCGUGCUCCAGCAUUCUAGCUCAAAUAAUGCGACAAGAUUGCGCCAUCUUGGCUCAAGGAGUUACACACAAACAACUCCCGAGAAACCUGCUGACGCUGCCGCAACAACGGAGAGCGCUGUCGAAGGUGUAUCCUCCUUCUCGCUGCCGGACUCACCCGUGGAAGGCGCUGCCUUCGUGUCAGAUGCCGCUCCCGACCUUUCAGACACCAUUAUUUCAAAUGUCCUUCCAGCGCUACAAUACGGAGACUUUGCUGCCCUUGGCCUGUCUUCUUGGUCUCCCAUUGGACUCGUUGCGUGGACUUACGAGGUUAUCAACGUUACCACUGGCCUCCCAUGGUUCUGGACUAUCGUGGCAGGUUCCACCGUCUGCAGACUCUUCUGCCUUCCUUUCGCGAUUAGGGCCGCGCGGGCCAGUGCUCGAAUGCGUGGGAUUCAAACGGAAAUGACGAAGGUGAGGGAGAAGAUUGGAACGGCCGCAAAAACGGGGGAUCCAGUCGCCCAACAGCGAGCUACGCUCGAGAUGCAAGCUCUUUACUCGAAGGCGGGUGUGAAGAUUAUGAGGGACAUGAUUGUCCCUGCUGUUGUUCAGGUUCCGGUCGCUAUUGGGAUGUUCUUUGCCACCAAAAGGAUGUGCGAGCUUCCAGUUGCGCAGUUGAAGGACAGUGGGUUCAGCUUGCUCCCCGACCUUACCGUUGCCGACCCCACCAUGAUUCUUCCUAUUGCGCUUUGUGCUGUGGUCAAUGUCCAGAUUUCGCUUGGCGGGAAAGACAUCAACGCGAAAGAUGUACCAGAUAUGGGUCACUACAUGAAUUGCUUCCGCGGACUCUCCGUCUUAGGCAUGUUUUUUAUGCAUUCCCUCCCAAGUGGUCUUUUCGUGGCCAUGCUUACAACUAGCAUUCUAACCGGGGUUCAAUCCGUGAUUCUCCGCAAGCCGGCGGUUCGCCAAGCACUAAAUAUUCCGCUCAUUCCAAAACACGAGGAAGGGAGAAUACCACCACUCCGCGACACCGGCCGCUGGAUAGUCUCUAAGAUUAAAGAGAACUUAGUGUUGGCCAAGUCCAACUCGGUACCAAGGAAGCGGCUGUAG